This is a messenger RNA of Talaromyces stipitatus ATCC 10500, 1624 nucleotides long. RefSeq names its product isoflavone reductase family protein. Gene Ontology annotation, molecular function: oxidoreductase activity. The coding region runs from base 79 to 855 and encodes 258 amino acids. Lineage: Eukaryota; Fungi; Ascomycota; Eurotiomycetes; Eurotiales; Trichocomaceae. The record is from RefSeq and is a predicted model, not a curated record. The transcript is spliced from 3 exons.
UAUACGUCUGACCGAUUAUCAGCUUUGAUUGAUUAAUCGCCACUGUAUUUUGAGAUCUUCACUUGAGAUAAUACAAACAUGGCUACGAAGGUGUUGCUCAUUGGAGCAACCGGAGAGACUGGCCGAUCCAUUGCGAACGGGCUACUUAAUGCAGGCGGAUUUGAAGUCUACGCAUUCACCAGAGCCGCGUCCGUCCACAAACCGCAACUCCUCGACCUCGAAAAGAAAGGCGUCAUAAUCCGCCAAUGCGAUCUGACAGCGCCCAAGGAAGAACUAGCCGAGGCCCUGAAGGGAAUCGAUAUAGUCGUCAGCAGUGUCGGGCCGUCCGAUCAGCAUAUCCAGCACAAUAUCGCGACGGCAGCAAAGGUUGCGGGUGUCAAGCGAUUUAUUCCAUGUGGAUUCAUCACGAUCUGCGCGCCGGGGGGGAUUAUGUGGUUGCGCGAUGAGAAGGAAAAAGUAUACAAUCACAUUAAACAAAUCAAACUGCCCUACACCAUCAUCGACAUUGGCUGGUGGUACCAAAUCGCAACUCCACGCCUACCAUCCGGCAAAAUAGACUAUGCCAUGACGACCUCCAACGACGAAUUGAUUGGCGACGGCAGGACGCCCAGUUCAUUCACUGAUUUGCGCGACAUUGGGAAAUACGUUGCCAAGAUCAUUGUUGAUCCUCGUACAGAGAACAAGAUGGUCUUUGCGUAUAAUGUGGUGAUGUCGCCGGCAGAGAUUUUUGAUACGGUUGAGAGAUUGAGCGGUGAGAAGGUUGAGCGGAGAUACGUACGUCCGUUCCCUCCCUCCCUUGCAAAAGGGGGGGGGGAAAGAAGAAAAGAAAAGAGGAAAAAAAAUCUUUCAUACUGACAAAGGAUAGAUCCCCGAAGAAACCGUCCACAAACGAGUCGCUGAAACCCGGGCCUCAAGCGAAACAUACCCCUUUGAACCGACCAAAUUCACCGCUCGAUUCGUUGCCGAAUAUCAACUGUCGUGGGGUAUUCGAGGCGACAACGUACCUGAAUAUGCAAAGUAUUUGGGCUAUCUAGAUGCAAAGGAGUUGUAUCCGGAUUUUAAGCCGAUUUUGUUUGAGGAGUAUGUUCAGGAGUUAUUACAUGGGACUGCGACGGGGGUGUAUACGGAUCGGAUUUCGAGGAUUUAUUAAUCCCCAAAACUUUUUAAGAGCGAGUGUGGAAGAAUGUGGAAGAAUGGUUAUGGUCUUUAUCGUUUUGUUGCAUUGGAAGCUAGCUGGCUUUGCUUCCACCUAGGUGCGGACGGAGAGGUGAGAUAGAUAUUAUACAUGGAUGAAGCUUUUCGUUAUGCCGGCCGGGGGGGUUGGUAUACGUGUGUACGUUUGAUUAGACGACUCUAGUACUUGGCAGAUAAUUACCUAAGGUUCCAGUCAUUACUACACUCUACGCAACAAAAUACAUAGCAAUAAUUUCAUUCACAUCAUAUGCUGCAGUAGCGUAUCGUAUCUACCAUCGCUGAGGACGAUCAUAAUCAGGAUGCCACUGAUCCUGUCCACCGUAGUGCUGAUCAUACAGACCCUGCACGUUCUCCUCCGCAUGACGCUUGGCCUGGAUUCUGUCGUAUUCAUCGAGACCCUUUGUUUCGACGAGCUUGUCGACUUCGGCGC